Messenger RNA from Tachyglossus aculeatus (Australian echidna), 1143 nucleotides. RefSeq names its product chromosome 22 C11orf49 homolog (gene CSTPP1). Lineage: Eukaryota; Metazoa; Chordata; Mammalia; Monotremata; Tachyglossidae. The record is from RefSeq and is a predicted model, not a curated record. Bases 7 to 1002 code for a protein of 331 amino acids. The transcript has 9 exons.
CGGAGGAUGCUGAGCCCGGACCGGCUCGCCCAGAGCGGGCCCGACUACCUGGCUCAGCGACACGUCCUCACGUACAUGGAAGACGCCGUGAGCCAGCUGCUGGAAAACAGAGAGGAGAUAAGUCAAUAUGGCAUUGCCAGGUUCUUCACUGAUUACUUUAACAGUGUGUGUCAGGGAACUCAUGUCCUGUUCCGCGAAUUCAGCUUCAUUCAAGCCACUCCCCACAACAGGGCGUCCUUCUUGCGGGCCUUCUGGAGGUGCUUCCGAACAGUGGGCAGAAAUGGAGAUUUGAUGACCGUGAAAGAAUAUCACUGUCUGCUACAACUACUAUGCCCUGAUUUCCCACUGGAGCUCACUCAGAAGGCGGCCAGGAUCGUGCUCACAGACGACACCACGGAUUGCCUGAUGUCCUUUUCAGAUUUCCUCUUUGCCUUCCAGAUUCAGUUUUACUACUGUGAAUUCCUGGAGAGCGUGGCCGCUAUCUAUCAGGACCUGCUGAUGGGCAAGAGCCCCAACACCGUCAUCGUCCCGACCUCCUCCAGCGGUCAGCACCGGCAGAGGCCGGUCCCCAGCGAGCCCGGCACCCCUGAAGGGGUGGAGGCGACACUCUUCUUCCAGUGCCUCGAGAGCCUGUGUGAGCGCCACAAAUGCAGCUGCCCUCCCCCAGCUCUUCUCAGAGAGGUCCUGAGCGGUGCCCAGAGGCUGACCUUCUGCGGAUUCCUUAUGGCUCUCGCGAAGCAUCAGGGAAUCAACCAGGCCCUGGGGGCUCUGCCAGACAGGGCAGAUCUGAUGCACGAUCCCCCCAUGGAUGAAGAGCUGGAGAGGCUGCUGGCCCAGGUGCCCGGGCUCCCGCCUCCCCCGGCCUGCAGCGCGGAGGGCAGCGGCCCGUCCUCCAGGACGCCGCCCCGGGUGGCAUCUCCCUGGAGGCCGCUCCAUCACCCGCGCAGACUGGACGGCGAGAGCGAGGGCUCCACGGAAGACACCGACGAAUCCGAACCCUAGAAGCGGCGUGCGGGGCCCUGCCUGGGCCCGGCCUCCUCCCUCUCGCCCUGGCCUUGCCCUGCCCAUCCCUCAGCAGCCCAAAGGCCUCCCCUUUGCUGCUUUCCUCCAGUAAGCGCUCAAUAAAUACGACUGAUUGAUGGA